AUGGACAGCUGGGGAUACGGAGGCAAUUUGUGGACGAGGGCCGACGAUGGUAGCAUUACGGACGGUAAUGGCGUGGCGGAUUCACUGCGAGGGCCUUUCAAGGCUACCAACAGCUCGACCUCGGCCAUCAUCAACCAGUUCCGCUUCCAAGCCGCCAAGUCGAUUCGAACCUCGACCAUCAUUCUUGCCGUCUUCAACGUUAUUGCGGCGUUUGCAACAGCAGUCGGUAUUUUUUGGGACGGUUAUGCGACGGCCAAGAGGAAUAACCAAAAGUUCGGCUUCAGAACGCAUGGAUUCACCUUUGUAGGACCUGCCGAGUCGUUUCCUCUGGUUCUGUCUGUAGGUAUCGUCGUCCAAGGCAUCGUCUUUGCCGUUGCACAGUCGACUGGACUCGACCACCUCCUGACCUUGGGUUGCACCAUCACCUCCCAACUGAUGUUACCUGCGGUCUUCAUAGUGCCGUACAUUCAACUCGUAUUCGCCCUGGAGGUGGCCAUCCGGUCUCUGCGAAAGAACCCCCUGCCACCCCGUGGCAAGUGGAAUAUUACCAUUUGCCUCGCCAUCGUUGGCACGUUUCUUCUUAUUACCUACCUAGUUACUCUCUUCGUCCGCCCUCCAAACUUCUGCUUUGCCUCGCUCUUCUGGUUCGUCCAGCGCUGGAAGGAAGGUUGCUUCGUACUCCUCACCUUUAUCUCGGCGGCGUUGCUGGGCUCAGCUCUGGUGAUUUUCUUCCGACUUCACAAUAACAUCAGAAUCGAGAACAGCGAGCGCAUCGCCGCGUCUCGGAUGGUAUAUUUCCUGGCAGUAGCCUUCAUUUCGACUACUCUACUCAUCCCCUUCUUCUUUAACCUCUCUUUUACGGAACAGCAAGGUGCCACUGGCCAGGCCCUCACUCUUUCAAUGAUCGCCUCCGUCGUUGCCAACGUAUCCGGCCUAUUGACUGGCGGUCUGCACCUAUUCUUGCGAUCAAACACAUUGUCCACUAUCGGCCCCCGUCAAUGCGACAAGUGGGAGUCCGACCGUACUAAACUCAAGGCUGGCAUUCGUGUCUACAGUGGAGAUGAUGAUUACGAAAACCACAUGAUGAAUCCCGUCGGUCGAACCCGUUCCCUGCGACGGAUUGACAGUACCGACAGCUUCGUGCCCGAAAAGGAGGAAGAGGCACGCAUUGAGAGUCCCUCUGGGUCUCCCACCUACGCCAACCCUCUGCGAUCCAACGCUGUAUGGCAGCCUGCCCGUUCUCCUCUGAGAACACCGGAGCCUGCGCAGGUAUCAACCUACCAGAUGCCCAAGGCGCAUGCUCGGAAGAGUUCUUACUCCUUGUUCCCGUCCGAACAAAACAACAACACCAAGUCAAUCACUCUGCUUCCGGCAAAGACAUAUACCCCUGGAGCGAGGAUCCCCGACGAGGAUGAUAUGAUGCUGCUCAGACCCCCGCCAUCAAUCCAUCCUCAAGGAAUCCGCCAUCGCCGCGACUCUUCGCUCGCUUCGUCGGCGACUGUGCAGAUUGGCUUGCGGCUGUCAAACGUCGACGACAUACCCCCGCUCAACUCACAGUAUCUCCAGAAUAAUGCCAGCGUGAACAGCUUGAGCUAUCCUGACGAGAGGGACGACGAGCCUGCUAAGCGGCCCAGUCCUCUAGCACAGGUCGACGUUGUGAGCGACAGCGGUUCAUCCGAUUCUGAGGAGGAUGAGACCUUGGUCUCGUCUCCCCUCAGACCUGCCAAGGACCUGCGAAUGAAGACUCUCCCGUCUGUCCCCAAGGUCACUGUUACCAGGCAGUCCCAGCUCAAGGAGAAAGAACCGGAGCAGCUCACUCUAAGCCCGGCGGUUUACAGGCCUGAGAGCCCGCAAAAGACUAGGGUCACCAGUCCUCAGGGCGUUGGCUUCAACACCCCUGCGCAGCGCAAGAAGUCGCCGGUCAAAUGCACCAAGCAGAAUUGCCAAUGUUCCGCUGAACACGACAAGCGCAACUGGAUCUGA
Molecule: messenger RNA, 1983 nt
Organism: Colletotrichum orchidophilum
Lineage: Eukaryota; Fungi; Ascomycota; Sordariomycetes; Glomerellales; Glomerellaceae
Exons: 4
Coding region: 1-1983 (660 amino acids)
Source: RefSeq, a predicted model, not a curated record